Messenger RNA from Dermacentor andersoni, 1677 nucleotides. RefSeq names its product cytochrome P450 3A41-like. The record is from RefSeq and is a predicted model, not a curated record. NCBI's taxonomy places the organism in Eukaryota, Metazoa, Arthropoda, Arachnida, Ixodida, Ixodidae. Gene Ontology annotation, molecular function: heme binding; steroid hydroxylase activity; oxidoreductase activity, acting on paired donors, with incorporation or reduction of molecular oxygen.
AUGGCGCCUCCUCGCAAGGUACGACCCUUGCUCCUUGUGCAGCUUGCCGACGAUGCCGGGUGGGUCCGGAAGACUUUGAGCUUCUGGAGCGACAAGGAUGUCGUCCAUCACAACGCAUGGCAAUACCUCCGCUUCGCUUUUGACAUCUACUCGAAGCCACUCAACGAAGUGGUCGCCAGGAACUACAACCACUACGGCCGUGUUUAUGGGUCAUACCAAGGCACUGUACCAACGCUGGUGGUGGGAGACACCAAUAUUCUCCGUGAAGUACUGGUGUCCAAGUUCAAGUAUUUCUCCGAUAGAACGGCGGGUCAGCGCAUCGGUAGCGACGUGUGGCGCAAGUCCAUCCUGAACCUCUCAGGUGACGAGUGGAAAAAAGCUCGAGGUAUCUUUACGCCCGCCCUCACCGCAACGCAGCUGAAAACGAUUACCGUGAGAAUUACAGCUAUUGCUGAAAGGAUGACGGGCCGCGUAGCAGAAGCAGCUGCAAGAAAUAAGCCUGUGAACUUCAGCGAGCUGUUCGAUCACACGUCGCUGGACACUACGGCUGCUCUGAACUACAGCGUCGACUUGGACAGCGAGAAGGACAAGGACCACCCACUCAUAAACUGUCUCGAGGCCAUAUUCGGCAACAUGGCUGGAUGGAAGCUACUUAUGUUAUUUCUUAUGCCCAGUAUAUACAAAGCUCUGCAACCGGAUUACCCACCGAAAGCAAGUACCGAUGUCUUCAAAGCCUUCGUUGCCCACAUGAUUGAAGAGAGAAAGUCGAGAAACAAGAAAGAAGAAGACUUCCUUCAGCUGUUCAUGGACGCGGACUACGACUGGGACGAUGCCAACAAUGUUGAAGUAAACGAGUAUGAAAAGAAAAAGAUGACGUUAGACGAGAUUACAGCCCAGGGGAUUGUGUUCUUCAUCGCUGGUGUGGAGAGUGUCUCCAUGUCGACGACUUUUACUGCCUAUUUCUUGGCUCUUCAUUCCGAAUGCCAGGACAAAGCCAUAUCUGAAAUCGACAAAGCAGUCUCAGAGGAAGGACUAACCUACGACACUCUGCAAGAGAUGCAUUACCUUGAGGCUUCUAUCAAGGAGGCGAUGCGACUCACCUCGCCCGAUCCUUUAAUAAUGCGCCUCUGCACGGAGGAGACAACCGUGGCCGGCAUCCGCUUCACACCUGGCAUGAACGUGGACAUUCCUUUGGCGGGAAUGCACCUCGACCCGGAGUACUUUCCUCAGCCGGAGAACUUCAGUCCGGAAAGGUUUCUAGCCGAAAACAAGGACUCUAUAAGACCUUUCACGUACAUGCCGUUCGGUGCCGGACCACGCAACUGUGCAGGCUCGCGGCUGGCCCUGCUUCAAGCCAAGACUUACCUGGCUUGCCUGUUACGCCGCUUCAGGAUUGAAGCGUGUUCGGAAACCAUGAUCCCGUUGAAGUACAAGCCUCGACGCCUUUUUCCUUUUCCCGACGGCCCAGUGAUCCUUCGAGCAGUUGCACGCUGUCCCGCCACAGACAGACUACGACCGCAUUUCUAACACCUCUUCCGGCAGACAAAACAAGCACGAUUUCCACGCCAUCCUCCAAGCUCACAUACGAAUACCCGAAAGAGGAAUGAGCUCUUGUAUAUAUACCGUGAAAAUCAGAAUUUAUUUGGCAUUAUGACAAAAAUCAAAGCUACUUGGCAG